UUUCCUUUUAAUUGCCCUGAAAACACACACACUCUCACCUAACACGGAAGGUGAGAGCUGAAUGAAGUUUUCUGGGUAAUGGCUUGAAAUGUUUUCCUUAUGAGAAGUGGUGUUGAGUUACAGCGUGCAGACGGAGCACUGGGAGGAGAGAAGUGGCAGCCUCAGCCCGGCCCCCACCUUUUCUUGGGCUUAGAGGAAGGUGGACGUGGACUGGGGGGAGACGAGUGAUAUGUUGAACUGUCCGGUGGCUGGAAUCGCCUGCUCCCAGAGUGACCUACGGGCAGUGUUUAGCACGGUUUAGCCAGGGGCCAGCUGAGCAGGCACAGAGGCUCUGCUGUGAAAUGCCACGCAGGCGGAGACUGACAAGCAGUCGGAGCUGAGCUUUCCCCCUCGGACCGCUCUUGCCGCUGGGUUCAGGGGAGGGGGUGCUUCCUGGCAACCCUGCUGCUGCUCCUUCAGCUCCCUCUUUCCACCCAAGGUAAGCAGGCUCCAGGGGAGGGGAGGCUGCAAGCGAAGCCUCUGCACCAUGAACAAGAUUCGAAAGUUUUUCCGAGGAAGCGGGCGAGUCCUGGCAUUUAUAUUUGUAGCUUCUGUCAUCUGGCUGCUCUUUGACAUGGCAGCUCUCCGCCUGUCAUUCAGUGAGAUCAACACUCGGGUCCUCAAGGAAGACAUCGUCAGGAGGGAGCGGAUAGGAUUCCGAGUUCAGCCAGACCAAACGAAGAUCCUUUACAGCAGCAUAAAAGAAAUGAAGCCCCCACUGAGGGGACAUGGGAAGGGCAUAUGGGGCAAAGAGAGCUUUAGAAAAACUGAGAAGAGUAAGCUCAAGGUUGAGGAUGACUUGGACCAAACCCAGAGGGAAAGAAAAAUGCAGAACGCCCCGGGAAGGGGCAAGGUUGCCCCUUUGUGGCAUCCUGAGUAUCUACAGACCCUUCCGGUGACUUUGACCAAGCAAAACACAGAGAGGCAGGACCUCAGACCUGAAGCCCACUCUCGCCACAUGGCAAAGCAAAUGAGAACUCAGGGGGCUCAGAGAACCCCAUUCAUAGCUGCAAGAGAAACUCAAUUGGCCGAAAUCUCUGUACACGCGGGACCCGACAAUAUAAACCAGGAGGCCCCAAAGAGUCCUAGUCUUGGCAGUGAUGCAUCAAAACAAGCAGCCGAAAGAAAUCCAAAUGUGACCAUCAGUCCUGAUACUGACCGAUCAAAGCAGCAAUCACAGGCAGUAGCAAAUGAGAGGACACACCCUGCCAGCCCACUGUUGCCAAAAUCUAGGGAAGCCAUAGCCUUAAAUAAAACUGAGACUCAGAGCAAAGAACUAGAUUCAAAUAAACAUGGAGCCAAUGAGAGCCUUCCCUUUUCCAAGUUUAUUGCCAAUUCAAAUCGCUCAAAGAAGCAAUCUAUUAACGAAGCGCCGUUGGGAGGCUUGCCAAAGGAUGAUGGAGCCAAAGUGGCUGGUGGGAAGAAAUUCAGUUUCUCUGAAAGCCACGUUGUGAUUAUAACCAAGGAGGAGGAGCUAAAGACAGACACCAAACAGGCCCCCAAUCCUAAAAACAAAACUGUGCUCCCUAUUGUAUUGGGUGAAAGCCGAGGGAAACACAUUGCCAGGAAUAGAAGUGAGGCAUCUUUCCCUGCAUGGAGAGCAACAGUCUCUCAAACCCAUCAAGCCUUAGCUGAGGGGCUAGAGCCAGCAAGAGUCAACUUGACUGCCAAGGCCCAACCUGCAGAACUCAACCAAAAUCAUGUAAAAGCCUUGUUACCUGAAGAACGUGGAAUGCACCAUGUGUUAAAAAUUGAUGUGACACUUUCUCCACGGGACCCCAAAGCUCCAGGCCAAUUUGGACGGCCCGUAGUCGUUCCCCGUGGAAAGGAGAAGGAGGCAGAAAGAAGAUGGAAAGAAGGAAACUUCAAUGUCUACCUCAGCGAUUUGAUCCCAGUGGACAGAGCCAUUGAAGACACAAGACCUGCUGGGUGUGCUGAGCAGCUAGUUCACAAUAACCUCCCGACCACCAGUGUCAUCAUGUGCUUUGUGGAUGAAGUGUGGUCCACUCUCCUGAGGUCUGUUCAUAGUGUCCUCAAUCGCUCUCCUCCACACCUCAUCAAGGAGAUUCUACUGGUAGAUGACUUCAGCACCAAAGACUACCUAAAAGGUAAUUUGGAUAAAUACAUGUCUCAGUUUCCAAAAGUUCGGAUUCUUCGCCUCAAAGAGAGACACGGCUUAAUAAGAGCCAGGCUGGCAGGAGCACAGAAGGCAACAGGUGAUGUGUUGACAUUCUUGGAUUCUCACGUGGAAUGUAACACUGGUUGGUUGGAACCUCUUCUGGAAAGGGUUUAUUUAAGUAGAAAGAAAGUAGCCUGUCCAGUAAUUGAGGUCAUCAAUGAUAAGGAUAUGAGUUACAUGACAGUGGACAACUUUCAAAGAGGCAUCUUUGUGUGGCCCAUGAACUUUGGUUGGAGAACAAUUCCUCCAGACGUUGUUGCAAAAAACAGAAUUAAAGAAACAGAUAUAAUAAGGUGCCCCGUCAUGGCAGGUGGAUUGUUUUCUAUUGAUAAAAAUUACUUUUUUGAACUUGGAACCUAUGACCCUGGGCUUGAUGUCUGGGGUGGAGAAAAUAUGGAGCUCUCAUUCAAGGUGUGGAUGUGUGGUGGUGAAAUUGAGAUCAUUCCCUGUUCCCGAGUGGGCCACAUAUUCAGAAAUGACAAUCCAUACUCCUUCCCCAAAGACCGGAUGAAGACAGUAGAGCGGAACUUGGUGCGGGUUGCUGAGGUCUGGCUUGAUGAGUACAAGGACCUAUUCUAUGGCCAUGGGGACCACCUCAUAGACCAAGGGUUAGAUGUUGGAAACCUCACCGAACAACAGGAACUUCGAAAGAAACUAAAAUGCAAAAGUUUCAAAUGGUACUUGGAGAAUGUUUUUCCUGAUCUGAAGGCUCCCAUUGUGAGGGCUAAUGGUGUGCUUAUUAAUGUGGCCUUGGGCAAAUGCAUUUCCAUUGAAAACACCGUAGCCACUUUGGAAGACUGUGAUGCGAGCAACAAGCUUCAACAAUUUAAUUACACCUGGCUAAGACUUAUUAAACAUGGAGAAUGGUGCUUAGCUCCCGUCCCUGAUACGGGGGCUCUGAGGCUGCACCCUUGUGAUAACAGAAACAAAGGGCUAAGAUGGCUGCAUAAAUCAACAUCAGUCUUUCAUCCAGAACUGGUGAAUCACAUUGUUUUUGGGAACUAUCAUCAGUUGUUAUGCUUAGAAGGAAAUGUUUCUCAGAAGAUCCUGAGAGUCUCUGCUUGUGACCCAGAAAAGCAAUGCCAAAAGUGGAAAUUUGAAAAAUAUUAUGAAGACUAAAGAACAACUAAUACUUUUAUCUAGUAAACCCAUUAGACACUGUGACAAUGACAGUGGAUGUGGUGACUGUAUUUCUCCAUGGUAGUUUACAUUUUCAAAAUUAAGAGCAUUUGAAUAGGAGAUUUAAAAACCCACAAUAUUUGAGAAACCAAAAGUGAGCUCAGGGAAACAACCUAACGUUGAACUGGAGUCCAUCUUCAGCUCUAGGUGGCCUUUUGAAUUGCAUGCUUCCUGCCCUGUGCUGGAUGGACCUCAGCCUGCCAACUUCCCAUGCAAUCAAACAAGUAACAGGAAAUACAGGAAAUGAAGCCAAAAGUACUUGAGGAAGUACAAUGAUAUUCAUGAUGACUGAUUUUGAUAAUAACCAGCUCUUUUGCUCCACAAGUAGGUAUAAUCAAUGAGAACCUAUUCUUUUAUUUGCUUUUUUUUUUUUUAAUUCAAAAAAUUACUUGAGUUCCUAUAGCAAAAAGGCCUCAGAAACACACAGCUGUCAUCUUGGUGAAGUCCCUCCCAGCUACAUGCCUGUUCAUCUAACAGUAUCGUAUCAUACUCCUCAAUGAUAAGACUUUGAUCUAGAUGAUUACAUAAUGGUUUUUUGUUUUUUGUUGUUUUUUUUUUCCCCCAGUCUGAGUCAGUGGGAAAAAACUUUAAGUGAGGAAGUCAAAUGCUUAUUCAGUUCUAGAUAUAGACAUUGUUUCAAUUCAUUUUGUGCCAAAAGAAGAGUCGUGCUAGUAACUUCCUAGAUUUAAGUGGAUAUUAAAAAAGAAAAAAAAAAAAAGGCAAAGGAAGAGAGGCUGGGUCACAAUGCACUGUAGUUACCAAAAAUACACUAAAGAUACACUUAAUAACACUAUAAUGUAAGACCAAAUAAGAGGAGCUGAAACAAAGCAGCAAUAGAGCACUGAAAAAUAUUAAAGAUUUAUAUAAAAUAUGACUUUAGAUUUAACAGCAUUCACCGGGAUGAAGUAAGCUACAAGUAAGCUCUAAAAGAUUUCAAAGUAGAAGUAAAAUGAAGUAAAUAUAAUGAAAGGGGAAGAGAAAGAGGUAAGCAACCCUCUGGAAGAGAGUUAAGAAAAAAAUUGACCUAGACUUGGCCAGAAAAGAAAAGGAGUCUGGUACCUCUGUGAGGUGGGGGUGGGAGAUAAGGCCGUGGAUGUGGGCCUAAUGAUUACACUGAUAAAUUUGGGGGAAAGUCCAAUAGUUCUUCAAUCCACAUUGAAUUCCUAACCUUACGCAUGUCAGUAUUUAGGCAUACCAGAAGAGAUUCUAGAAAUCCUAACAUCCUUUGUAUUGAUUUUUGGUAAGAAAAUUGAUGCCCAGAAAACAUAUUACCUGUCUAAGAGUCCCACACCAGUUAGUGAGAGAUGAGGAUUCAAAUUUGGAUCUCCAGAGACAGGACUCAAUGCACUGCCCCAGGCCGCUGACCUAAACAAAUCUGUUUCACAGUUUUCUUAAGAAAGAGAGACAUAAACCUUUUUGCAGGCAUUGGGUCUCUGGAGGAAAACCAUGCUAUAUGCUUGUUAAUAUAAAAACAAAGCUUUGUUCAAUUGAGCUGAUGGUUAAACUGGGCAUCUUUAGUUCUGACUUCCUAUUUAAAUUUUAAUUUUAUUUCCCAAUUAAUUGCACAAAAGCAGAGCUAUAGAUAUGACUCAGAAGGGAAACAAUUCUGCCUAUUUGCAUCGUAUUUAAGAUGUUUUAUUCAGAUAAUUGACAUUGCAGAUGAGAUAAGAGAAUGACUAGAAAAUGAGAUAAUUCUUUUCAAAACAGAGCCAUAUGGGGGAUAAAACACAAGUCAGUUGCCAAAGGACUAACUGAGUUGCUGACCAAACUGAAUAUGCUGAGUGCCUCAUGCAAUUCUUUGUAUAACUGCAAAAAUGUUGAAAGGUUUUUUUGCCCCCAGUCUGAAGACUCUUUUAUUCGAAAACAGUUUCCACAAAACACAUCAAGUCUAUUCAGAAAAAGACAAUUAUGGUUUGGAAACACUUACCUUUAGACAUACGAGUGAAAGAAAUUUGAAUGUUUUUCACAAAAAUCUUCUACAGUCUGUUCAGUGUAUGCUCUUCCUGACUUCACCUUGACAUAAUACAAAGCUAUACUGGAAUCUAUAUUGUCAAUAUAGCAAAGGAUUGUUUUCAUGCAUAACAUAUUUGUUCUUGGAAAGAAUUUUAAAAAGAGCUUUUACCAUAUAUUUACUCAACUACUCUAAGAUGCAAGGAACUAAUCAUUAAUUGGAAAUCUUAUAGGCCUAAACUUCAGAGUAUUGACUAAUUGUGAAAUCUACAACACUUUUUAUUUUUAUUUUUUUAAUUACCUCCUUUUUUAUUUUUUACUUUUAUUUUUUUAUGCUUUUUUUAUUAUGUUAUGUUAAUCACUAUACAUUACAUCAUUAGUUUUUGAUGUAGUGCUCCAAGAUUCAUUGUUUGCGUAUAACACCCAGUGCUCCAUGCAGAACGUGCCCUCUUUAAUACCCAUCACCAGGCUAACCCAUCCCCCCACCCCCCCAAUGAAACUGGACCAUUUCCUUACACCACACACAAAAAUAGACUCAAAAUGGUUGAAAGACCUAAAUGUGAGACAGGAGUCCAUCAAAAUCCUGAAGGAGAACACAGGCAGCAAUCUCUUCGACCUCAGCCGCAGCAACUUCUUCCUAGAAAUAUCGCCAAAGGCAAGGGAAGCAAGGGCAAAAAUGAACUAUUGGGACUUCAUCAAGAUUAAAAGCUUUUGCACAGCAAAAGAAACAGUCAAUAAAACCAAAAGACAACUGACAGAAUGGGAGAAGGUAUUUGCAAAUGACAUAUCAGAUAAAGGGCUAGUAUCCAAAACCUAUAAAGAACUUAUGGAACUCAACACCCAAAGAACAAAUGAUCCAAUCAAGAAAUGGGCAGAAGACAUGAACAGACAUUUUUCCAAAGAAGACAUCCAAAUGGCCAACAGACACAUGAAAAAGUGCUCAACAUCGCUCGGCAUCAGGGAAAUCCAAAUCCAAACCUCAAUGAGAUACCACCUCACACCAGUCAGAAUGGCUAAAAUUAACAAGUCAGGAAACGACAGAUGUUGGUGAGGAUGUGGAGAAAGGGGCACCCUCCUCCACUGUUGGUGGGAAUGCCAGCUCGUGCAGCCACUACCAACACUUUCUAAAGCAUUACCCCUCUAUAUUUUGUUUUCAGAAGACUGUAAUAAAUGUGUAAAUGAUACUAGGCCUCUGGCACUUCUAGUGAGAAACCCCUGAGUGGGACACACUAGGGUCCUAUUCAACUCUAAAUUCUUCAGUAGGAGGCUAUGUUAUGGGGAGACUUCAGAGUUUUCCUUGGGUUGGCUUAAGUCAUUGCCUUUUCUUAGAGAAGUGUCUAUACAUUUUGUUACUUUAAACACAAGCAUAGUUUUGAUAUUUUACAGGACUUAUUUGAUCAAAAACUAACUUACCAGACCAUCUGAGUGCUUCUGAACCUUUUGGUUUGCACAGUUCCUUUCUCUUUUUCAACAGUUACCCAGAGCUUCUCCCUGAAGGAUGACACAGCUGUUGUUGGUACAACCAUGUUUUAUCACCAGCAUCAAAUUUGCUCAAUUCCGCUUGCUGACAUUCAAUCAGCUGUCAUUCACAGGGCCAAAAACCACCAUAUGCCAUAAUCAUAAUGUAUUGUUAGUUUUCCACAACUAAUUUGGAAAAUUCUCUUAGCUUUGAAAACACCUUGCUUAUAGUAUUGCCUUAGGGAUUGUAGAGGAGCAAAGAUACCAGUUAUAGUGUAUAGGAAUUCAAAUUCUCCAGUCAACCUUGAAUUUAUGAAUGGUUUAGGAUGAUUUUCAAGGAGUUCUCAUGCAAGAGAGUGGGGUUGAGGCUGGCCAGAUAGUACCAUCUUUAUUUGUUUUAACAAUUUUAACUUCCAUGUUCAAACACAGAAAAGAAAUUACGCCUCACAUGAGGAUCCCAGUAUCUUUGAUACAAACAAGGAAUUUACAGGGAAUAAAGGGAAAACAGAUGAGAACUGAUUAUCUUUGAGUACCUACCAUGUGCUAGGCACCGACUGUACCCCAUUUCACUGUUGUACACAACUCAGUGAAUUAGGUCUUACUCUCCUCAUUAUAUGAUGGCUGAGAGGUAUUAUCUAAGAUCAUCCCACUAGUAAGAGAUUAAAAUCUGGUUUCCAUUCUAUCUGGCUGAGAAAAAAGAAGAAGAGGAAGAAAAGAGUCUCUUUGACGGCAACAUGUUGCUAUGAUUUGUUUGUUUUUUUUUUCUUUAAGCAGGGCAGUCAACUUGGGUGGGCUCAAUUAAAAUCCCUUCAUUGUGAAGUCAAACGUCUUAGAUCUCCCUUGGCUGUGAUAUAGAAGAUGCACCUUUUCUUUUAACUGAAAUGUAGGCUUAAGGUUAGCUAUCCCCACCUGCUUUGCAGUUGUCUAUCUCCUUGACUUCAUGCAGGACAUAUUCUUUUCCACUUCCUAUAAUAAAUAUGAGGAGAAGCAGACAUAGAGAAAUUGCUUCCCUGUAAAUAAUACUGCCAACUCUUUCUUCCCCCAACCAUUAAUCAAAGCUGACAGAUUGCCCAAUUUCAACAGAGAUGGGAAGUAAAACAUUGAAGAGUCUUUUAAUUUAAAAUAAAAACUAUAGCCUGUAACUUUUACUUCAUUGUGUGGAUGGUCACCAUAGUGCUUUUACAACUUUUGUGUAGGUUAUUCAAAAAUUGCUAUGAGCCAUGUGCCUUGAAAUGAAGAAAGGAACACUAACCAAAGCUAAUAUACAAAAUAUUUAUUUUUGGCAAAUAGCCAUUCCAUGGAAAAGUUUGAGUAAGCUAUGUAAAGUAUUAAAUACUCCUCAUGAGGUUUAAUGGAUGGUAUUUCAGGUAGGUGUUGGCACCUAACAGAAAGGAAAAAAAAAAUCCCAUCACAAUAAGCAGAUUCAAUGCCUCUGUUUUCAACCUAAUAGGUCAACUAGUAGUUACCAUUCCAAUAGGGUCUCUUUGCAAGUUUAUGUGAAUCAUUGCUUUGCAAAAACAUACAGGAAAGUUCUCAUUUUUCAACAAAUAGAUCAACUUCUAAUAUGGAGAGUUUCUGAUGAUGACAGUUGCCAUUAAAUAAGUAACAAAUAAUAUCUUUGAAAACAGGGGCUUUCUAUUUUAUUAUUGAUUGAUUGGUAUUUACCAGUUCAAGGAUAUUAGUCAUAAAUAUCUAUAUAAAUAAAACCUUUAUAUUAGAUAUAAAAACUAAUUUUUUGAGGACCUAGAUUAUCUUUACUUGACCAAAAACAUAUCGAUCUUUGUAAAUAUAUAUGUAUACAUACAUAUAUAUCCAUAUAGAUAAAUAUGUGUAUAUAUUCAUAUGUGUGUGUGUGUGUGUGUGUGUAUGAGUCUCUAUAUUGUGCUUUGAAGUGGGAGAAGAUAAGACCAAGAAUUCCUGCUUAUAAAUAUAAAGAAAACUAUGAAUGUUUUUGGAUAUUUUUAAUUCUUUUAAGUGCACAACUUUGCAUCUGGCCUUCUGGACAAAAGUAUCUCCAGUGGACUUUCACUCUGGGUAUCAUUUUCCAUACUUGAAGGGAGUAGCCAAAUUCUAAAUUAUCAAGAUGCUUGUCAUUCAUUUUGGAUUAUGCACAUGCCUUAAUUCUCCUCCUUCAAACAACUGCCCAGAUGUUGCUAGUUUUACACAUAUUAGCUAUCAGAGGUGGACAGAAAUAUAAGAGAAGGCAAAGGUCAAAUUAGUGAAUUUUCUUAUUGAUUACCUAAAAACUUCUGUUAAUGGGAGAAUGAGAUUGAAACAAUGGAAUAUAAAGGAAUUUGGAGUUAAUUUGAACAUUUUGAAGUACCCAGUUUUUCAGCCUCUACUAACUGAAGUUAUUAUAAAGAAGGAAUCAAAUAUGUAAUUUUAAGUCACUAACUAAAAAUUCAGAUUACUUUCCAAAUUCAUUUCCAAAACUCUCCCACACUGUCAGUUGAUUACCAGGUACUGUCCUUUGAUUUUGUAGUUUGCCUUGUAUCUGUUGGGUGAUUUCUGCUGUUGAUUACUACCCAUGACACUGUGUUUAUGUUAAUUGUAUAGCUUAGUCACCUCAUGUUCCUCAUGAGCUGUAUACACAUUUUGGUAUUCAUAUUUAUUUUGUUACUGUCUGAUAUUUUAAUAUUGGCAAAUGUUUGCUAUAACUUCUGAUAUUACUUUUUAUAGCCCUCUUGUUUUUAUAGAGCAGUGAAAGUUAAGCCUUUAAAAGUAGUUGCCUUUCUCAUAUGGUCAAACAUAUUUCUUCUUUAUGAUACUCUGGUGCUUCAUCUUUUUCCAUAAUUCUCUAUUAUUACUUAUUUUAAAUGCUUUUCCUAUCACUUUGAAAAAUUAGAUGUCCGUUCUUCAUUUGAAAAUGUGCCAAAAGUACUACCCCAUGUAAGUAUGUGAAACAUUACUAUAAAAGUGUCAGCAUGGUUUAAAUGUAUUACCUUGAUGGCUAUAAAGAUAUAUAUAUGUUUUCAAGUUGUUGGAGUUAAAGUGUAUCUAAAACAAGAGCUUAGUUCCUAUAAAAAUAAUACAAAUUUUUCAUUAACAUUACAUACCAACCUACCAGAAAUUCUUUUUGCAAUUGUGUACACAAUCAUUUUAAGACCUUUUUGAAAUAGUGCUUUUUGAAUUUAAAUAAGGUGUUCUCUUGAUUUCUAAAGCAGCAUUUCUUAAUGGUCUUUAAUAGCUGCUGAUAUGCAAGGGUUCUUCCUACAUUUUAAAGGGCAGUGAAAGAAAAUAAAUUCUAGACACCAAAAACAAGGACACAAACUUUUAUUGAGAGCAAGCCAGACACAGCAGUUCUUUAUUUAAAUUGUAGACAGAUGAUAGAUAGAGUCUGACAUAUUCCAUGUCUUCCAGUGUGGCAUUAUAUGAAAGGUAAAUUUUAUAUUGACAAAUAAAUAGAGCUUUUAUUAAUUCCUGUUCACCCCAAAACUAAGAAAAAUUAAAAGUCAUGUAAGAAAUAGCAACAUUCUGGGGCGCCUGGGUGGCUCAGUCAUUAAGCGUCUGCCUUCAGCUCAGGUCAUGAUCCCAGGGUCCUGGGAUCGAGCCCCGCAUCGGGCUCCCUGCUCGGCGGGGAGCCUGCUUCUCCCUCUCCCAUUCCCCCUGCUUGUGUUCCCUCUCUCACUGUGUCUCUCUCUGUCAAAUAAAUAAAAUUUAAAAAAAAAAAGAAAUAGCCACAUUCUCACAAGAAAUCAAUUCUCCCUCCUAACAUGUACCAGAGUCCUUCUUCCAUCCACCCCUGAACCUUGAAUCACAAAAGCAGUAAAUCUUCCAGUAUAGUUACCAAUUUGUGUUCUACCUUGUCUUGUAAGAGCGUCUAAUAUGUUAAAUAUCCCUUAUGAAAUCAGAACCAUACCCUUGCCUUUCCUAGGCUAUAAAGAAUCAAAUAGUCACCUAACCCCAUUAGUGUUACUUAUGAUCACUUAACUCUGUGGCCUUAGUGUAAGAUGGCAGCACAGGUCAAUGGGCAUUAAUGUCAAAGAGCAGUUUCCAUGCUCUUUCGUAGCUACACUGCCUCAUCCAUAAGCACUAAGCAUUUGCUCACUGAACAUACCCUGAUAAAGUCUUUGUUGACAAAAUCUUUCAUAUUUGGUUAAUUAUAUGGUAAGAGCACAAAGCUAAAAAGGCCAGGGUUACUAUGUGUUGGAUCCCCAUAAGAUCCAGUUCCUUGGCCAUGUCACACCAUA
Molecule: messenger RNA, 10995 nt
Organism: Mirounga angustirostris (Northern elephant seal)
Lineage: Eukaryota; Metazoa; Chordata; Mammalia; Carnivora; Phocidae
Gene: GALNT5
Product: polypeptide N-acetylgalactosaminyltransferase 5
Exons: 10
Coding region: 527-3337 (936 amino acids)
Biological process (GO): protein O-linked glycosylation
Cellular component (GO): Golgi apparatus
Molecular function (GO): polypeptide N-acetylgalactosaminyltransferase activity
Source: RefSeq, a predicted model, not a curated record